CAAAAAGAGACAAAAUAUAUUUUCACAGCUCACUAAUAGAAACUCAAAAUAGUAAUAAUACUGGCCGUAAAAACGAAAACACAAUGACAUGGCACAACCACGUCAACAUGAGUUUUCAUGACGUUAAUAACAACAAACAUGACCGAGACGGAGAGAACAUUUUACAAGAAAGCCGCAAGUUACUGGGCCAAUGUACCGGCGACGAUCGACGGAGUACUCGGCGGUUUUGGCCACAUAUCAGACGCAGACCUCGACGGCUCAAAAGCCUUCCUAACUUACAUUUUAAACCUCCCCAAACCGCCAAACACAAAACUGGCUUUGGAUUGUGGUGCGGGCAUAGGGCGAAUUGCCAAAAACCUGCUGAUCCCCAAAUUUGAGAAGGUAGAUUUGGUAGAACAAGACGAAAAGUUCGUUAGCACCGCAAAACAAUUGAUCGGCGAAGACAAUGAGAAACUUGGAACAGUGUACCAAAUCGGGCUCCAACAGUUCAAGCCGCAAAAAACUUACGACGUUAUCUGGUGCCAAUGGGUGCUCGGUCAUCUGAACGAUUACGAUUUAAUUGCUUUUUUGGAAAGAUGCAGUGAGGCUUUGGCCGAGAACGGUGUUAUUGUUAUUAAGGAGAAUAUAACAUCUUCUGACGAAAUCGAAUAUGACGAUGACGAUUCGUCUGUGACACGCCCCGUCGGUUUGAUGCAGAAAAUAUUUGAAGCAGCCAAAUUAGAGAUAAUCAAGACUUCUGUUCAGGACAAUUUCCCCGAAGAAAUAUAUCCAGUGCAUACAUUUGCUUUGGUACCGAUGGACUAAAACGGAUAAUGCAGGAAACAUUAUAUUUUGUAGAUAGAGUUACUCGUAAAAUAAAGGUAUGAACAUUGUUUCUGCUAUCUUUGAUCUUAAAACAAAGUUCUAAAUAUACAUAAGCGUGACCAUAUGGCAUACGUUACCUUCGGACAUACACAGCACAAUAGACGUCAUGUUCUGAACGAGUGAAUGUUUAUCUUUGAUGAAGUGGCGAAUCGUGUGCAGAAUUCGUGAUUGUGUCGUUGAAUAAAGUAGGAUCUGGGACGUGCUGCGCCGACGCAAAUAAGAUCACAAGUGCAUUCACCGUUUUAGUAGGUACUGUAAGCUUAUGAAAUACUUACAUCAUGCUAAGAUCUGAACUUUAGAGAAUCUUACUGCGACAAUUACUGUCGUAAGUUUAAAUUAUUAUAAUUGUUGUCUGUCUAUUUCGUUUUGUCGGCAUUUUCUCAGAUAAGUAAAUGUUGUUUCAUGUCGCAUUUAAUAGACAGUUUAAUGAAAAUUUUCUCUGAAUGACCUACUCUUGUGUGAGACGUGUAAUUUACAAAGGUAUAUUGUCGUACAGAGAUAGAUGGAUUAGUACGAAAAAUUUUAUUGCCUUACUAGAGCUUCAAAGCACGUGUCUGAACCACAGUUUACGAGGAAAUUCAAUGGGAUUGAAAGCCGAAGCUUGCAAUGAUGGCGUAUCGUCGAUAAUUAACGACAGAACGCUCGCUGAUGUUCAAUCAAAGAACAGUUAGUGAUGGAUAUCGCACCGCAGUUGGUUAUUAGGGCCGGGGCGUCAAUCUUAGGCCGCGGCUGAGUCUCGCCCAGCAAUUCAGAAGAACAGUUACAAUCUCAAAUUGAUGGGGGUUCCAGCUUUUGUCUUGGAAUGAGCCGACGUAACCGUUCCUAACAUUUUAACGGUGGGCGGUUAGAUGCUGUUCCAUAGUUAGUUGUCUUAAUGCCUGCUCUAAAAUGUACUUCACUAAUUAGGAUUAAACAUACAGUCCACUGUUAAUAAUAUAAAACAUAAUGCGUUGUUGUAAUCUGAAAUAGAUUAAGCUAAAAUUAAUGUCAUUGGAACGCUACUUUAAAGAUGCUACAAUUGUUUGACCUCAACCGGACCUAAAAGGAAAAACGCAAGGAGAAUCAAAAAUGUCACGAGCUUUAGAUUACGUAACUUAUAUUCGAUGUUAUUUG
Ostrinia furnacalis (Asian corn borer) is the source of this 1977-nucleotide messenger RNA. Its product is annotated as N-terminal Xaa-Pro-Lys N-methyltransferase 1. Gene Ontology annotation, molecular function: N-terminal protein N-methyltransferase activity. Lineage: Eukaryota; Metazoa; Arthropoda; Insecta; Lepidoptera; Crambidae. Gene Ontology annotation, cellular component: cytoplasm. Gene Ontology annotation, biological process: N-terminal protein amino acid methylation. The transcript has a single exon. The coding region runs from base 118 to 804 and encodes 228 amino acids. The record is from RefSeq and is a predicted model, not a curated record.